Messenger RNA from Sorghum bicolor (sorghum), 762 nucleotides. RefSeq names its product actin cytoskeleton-regulatory complex protein PAN1-like. NCBI's taxonomy places the organism in Eukaryota, Viridiplantae, Streptophyta, Magnoliopsida, Poales, Poaceae. Bases 1 to 762 code for a protein of 253 amino acids. The transcript has 3 exons. The record is from RefSeq and is a predicted model, not a curated record.
AUGGGGCCACUGACCCGUGGCCGCGCCGCCGUGGCAGCCUCGAGUCAGGGGGAUGUAGGUCGUGGGAGUUCUAGCCCCAGCGCUUGCCAGACGGGAGACGUUGAGCUGAGGCCCGUGCCUGCCCAUGAGAGGCCCGGGAUCUCGAUGCGGGACGGCUCGAGGCCAGUUGGUCGAGGUACUGGCAGGCGGGUCGUUCUUCCUGUGGGGCUGAAGCGGCCGCUAGAACAGGCCCAACCCUCGAUGGCCAAGAAGCUAAAGGUGGGGGCAGUUCCCAAUGGCUCGGGUUCCUCCGAUCCUCGGCCAUCGACAGGUGUUGAGAGAACCCCGCCUCGUCCAUCGGAGGGGGGUUCCAUUUCUGAUACCACCCCGCCGUCGCCAAGGCGGGUCGAGACGCCUCGUGUUCAAGAGCAGGAGGGAGCCCCCGAGCCUCCUCGAUCUAGGGGCAUGGGGGAUCCCAACACCAUCAGCGACGGAUCCGACGGUGACCGGCUCUCGAAGGAUGCCCGCACCGUGGACGAAGAGGUCGAGGCCUCUUCUAUCGUGAAACGGACGCCUUGGCCCAUCGGGCUUCACUCCGUCGAAGAGAGGAGGAAGAAAGAAGAAAAGUGCAAGGGUGGGGAAGAAGAAGAGGAAGAAGAGAGGCGGCGGCAGCAGGGAGAGCGGCUCCAGGAGCUGUUGGAGCAACACCGUCAACAAGAACUACUGAAGCUUCAGAGGAAGCAGCAGCUGUGGAGUCGGCAGCUGGAAGAACUACUGGAAUAG